GACAGGAGCGUCGGUGACGGCAGGUCCGGCAAUGUCGGCUCGCUCUCUACGGAUCUCUCCAACCUCGUGGCCUGGGCGCACACCCACGGGGCCAUCUGCAGCCAAAUCCCAGCCCUGGAGAUCCUGCAGGACGUGGGGCGCCCCGGCUGCGAAAGUUCCGUUCUGUGGAUGUGUGGGCUUGGACACGCCUACUACUGGCCGUGUGGGAAGCUGGACCUCAGAAGAGAAGAGAAUGAAGCUGUAGAAAGGAGAAAGACGUUGACAUUUUCGGAGGCUUCAUCAAGGGAAGCCAAUUCAGGUGUAAAGAGGUUCCGGAUGGCCCCGUCUUCUGAGGGGCCUAAAGCAGGUGUUGUCAGCACAGGGGCCCAUAGCAGAUCCCCAGGGGUCACCCAGCAGAAAGGUGACACCAUCUCUGUGUUGUAUGAUGAACCACCACGCAGAGAAAAUCGUAAGAAAAGCUCCACGAAGCCCUGCGUCGCUGCAGAGCAGCGUUGGUCAGCGUCUGGUGGUGAAGUCCAAAUUUACAGACACAAGGUGAAGACAGAAAGCAAAGACCUACAAGUCAUCCCUGGUGGAAGGCCCCGCGCAUCGGUUGGAGACGACCAAGGAGACAGAAUCAACCAGAAUAUUCUGUCCGAGUCUCCAGUUAAAGGUGUAGCUGCUGCGGUGGACGUGCCUCGCAGGCAGCAGGCGGCGUCUAACAAGACACCAACCACCCAAACAGCGGGCGCUGCAGCGAAGGCCCAGCCCGAGUCGCCCGCCUGCAUGACGUUCUUUGAGUUUGAUGCCAGGUUCGAUGUCCAGGAGCAGCUCUCGCUGAGCCCUGCUGAGCCCGGCACAUCAGGAAUGGGCUUCGGUGUGCCGGUGGAGAAGCAGGACAACAAGAAAUACCGUAACAGUCGCGAUAUAAAAGUUUUCAAAGACUGGCUGGUUUCACACUGCCCCUCUGAAACGCUCGAGAUCCACCGGCUGCCCCCCGAGCAGCUCGAUAAUUACCUGGCCUUGUUCUACAGCUCUGCAAAGAGACAGGACGGCAGAGAUUUCUCCGCCAACUCCUUGAGCUUCUUUCAGAGCUACAUAGACAGAUACCUCAAGGAUCACAACUACGAGUACAGCGUGGCCAAAGGGUCCGAAUUCAGAAUGUCUCAGGAAGUCCUGAAGCUGAAGGUGCAGGAGGCCGCUCAGAAAGAGAUGGAGGGCAAGUGGAGCGCGCUGGAGAACCUGACGGAUGACGGCGUGGAACGCCUUCGCGAGAAGCGGCUUUUAAGUAAGAACCACCCUCAAGGCUUGUUGCACCUCAUGUUCACCAAUCUGGUGAGGGGCUUUGGGGCGCGCACACACCGCCAGCACCACGGCCUGCUCUGGGGCGCGGAGCAGGGGGCUCCACGGCUCCUGGCCAAGCCCGGCAACCCCGAGAGCUGCCCCAUCGUGGAGUACAAGGAGUACGCCAGGAGGCGGCCACCGGACAUGCUGCACCACGACGACCCCCUCUACCUCGCCCCCAAGCCGCUCUGCUCCGUCUGGGACGAGGUGUGGUACUGCCGAAAGGCGCUGGCCGGCACCAAAAUGGAAAAUAUCCUGAAAGUUAUUAUCCAGCAAGGCAAGGUAUCUGGAAAUAGGUCCAAGAAAUAG
Molecule: messenger RNA, 1632 nt
Organism: Apaloderma vittatum (bar-tailed trogon)
Lineage: Eukaryota; Metazoa; Chordata; Aves; Trogoniformes; Trogonidae
Exons: 4
Source: RefSeq, a predicted model, not a curated record